Cydia pomonella (codling moth) is the source of this 817-nucleotide messenger RNA. Its product is annotated as glutathione S-transferase 1-like. Gene Ontology annotation, molecular function: glutathione transferase activity. Lineage: Eukaryota; Metazoa; Arthropoda; Insecta; Lepidoptera; Tortricidae. The record is from RefSeq and is a predicted model, not a curated record. The transcript is spliced from 6 exons. Gene Ontology annotation, biological process: glutathione metabolic process. Bases 80 to 727 code for a protein of 215 amino acids.
GAAACAACUUAUCAAACGGUCUAUAAAUAACAAUGAACACAGAUUGUUAGUUGGGGACGGACGCUGGUAGCGAACAAACAUGGCCAAGCUGUACAAAUUGGACGGGAGCCCCCCGGCGAGGGCAUGCAUGAUUGCCUGUGAGCUCUUCAACGUUCCCGUUGAGCUGAUCGACGUCAAUCUUAUGGCGGGAGAACAUUUAACACCCGAAUUUUUGAAGAAAAAUCUAUUACACACCGUACCUACUCUGGAAGACGGCAGUUUGGUCAUACACGACAGCCAUGCCGCUUUGAUGUACCUCGCAGAUGUAUACGGCAAGCAAGAAUCUUUCUACCCGAAAGAAACCAAGCAAAGGGCUCACGUCAACCAAAAACUUUUCUUCAACAGCACCAUUUUGUUCCCGAGAAUGCGAAAUACAACGUACCCCAUAUUUAUGGAAGGAAUGACUGAGAUCCCGCAAAAGAACCUCGACGCCAUCGAGGAGGCGUACGGCUUCGUUGAGGAGUUCCUGUCGCGGACCAAGUACCUGGCUGGUGAUAAUAUCACCAUCGCUGACAUAGCAGCUUAUCCUACUGUCACAAGCCUUCUUAUAUUUCUGGAGCUCAACGCUCAAAAAUACCCCAAAACGCAGGCCUGGUUAAAGGAUCUAGAAAAACUACCAUACGUUCAAAAAGGCAACGCAAAAGGUCUUGAGGAUUUAAGCAAUUUUAUUAAAUCUAAACUUGGUUAGUCUAUAAUCCGAUGAAGUUUUGUGAUUUUUACGUAAUAUGACAAUUGUAUUUUUCUAUUUUAUCUCAAAUAAAUAAUAUCAUAAAUUUAA